Molecule: messenger RNA, 2907 nt
Organism: Doryrhamphus excisus (bluestripe pipefish)
Lineage: Eukaryota; Metazoa; Chordata; Actinopteri; Syngnathiformes; Syngnathidae
Gene: nol9
Product: nucleolar protein 9
Biological process (GO): cleavage in ITS2 between 5.8S rRNA and LSU-rRNA of tricistronic rRNA transcript (SSU-rRNA, 5.8S rRNA, LSU-rRNA)
Cellular component (GO): nucleus
Molecular function (GO): polynucleotide 5'-hydroxyl-kinase activity
Source: RefSeq, a predicted model, not a curated record
UUACCGGAAAAGGAAGUGAUGUCAUCGCUGACCGAACUCCGGAAUAGAAACCUUUGGUUUUUGGGAUGUGUACCGUAGUAGACAUACUUUUAACCAGAAAUGAUUUUCAAAAAGCGAGCAUUUGUUUUUGACUUAUAUAAUAAUCACGGUACGACCGAUAAAAGGCUACGAUAACGUUGUAUUAGUCACAACUCGUAAAGAGCAUCACUCCGGGAGCAAUGGUAGUUGGCCAUCUCGAUUCUGCUUCCUCUGUGGCUGUACACAUGUUAGCUCGUCCGCUAACUUUGGCGACUCGUUAAAACAUUUCAAGUGGUUUGCUAGAAGCGAGGAUUCUGAACGAUUUGAAAAAUUUAAAUGUUCUUUUAACGUAAUUUCCCCCGGUGUCUGUCGAACAGCAUUUAGCAAGUAAUGCAGCGUUAGCGACGGCACGUUAGCCACUCGCUAGCGGCGCUAUUUUUGUUGUUGCCGUUGCUGAAUGGUUCCUAUUUGAAGCCAGCCACCUAACAUAAUGAAGGCAAAGCGGGGCAGUCAUUCAAAGGGCAGCACCAAAUCCCACAAGUGGAAGGACGUCAGGGGCAAAGUUUGCAGACCCCCCAUCGACCCCUCUGACCUCAACUCUAGCCAGGCCAUGGCCCGCAUGAUCAAGGAGCACCGGGAGACCACCAAGAAGAAGCCCACCGUGAAGAGACUGAAGACCAAGGCAAAGCCAGUGGCCGGGAACAAGUCCUUCAGCAAUGGCGCCAUGGAGUUGGAUUCUGACGAGUCUCAGGAGUGGAAGCACUAUGCCCAGUCCGUCCAAGUCAAUGGGGUCACGAAGCAGGAGGAUGCAGCCACUUGUCGACUGGAUGGGAGGUCUCUCCAUCAGUGUGCAGAGAGGGACGCCAAGCGGAAGCACGCUUUGCUGGUCAUGCAGCAGGGAGAGAUGCUGUGUUUCCGCGGGAAGUGCUUUUUGACCUGCCUGUACGGCCGUGUGGAAGUGAUGGGCUUCACCAUCGAGGAGGGCCAGCAGUCAUACCCGCUCUUCUCUCCCGCCUCGCAUUGUCCGCUGACUGUCAGAGCCGAGGAGGGCUGUCAUGACGGUCGGGACCACAGGAGCGCCGCUUCAGACGUCCUGCACAGUUACCUUUCACCCGCGUCACAGAAGAAGCUACUUCGGAGGGUUACCCCCCAGUCCGCCAUCGUCCUGCUGGAGCCCAUGGACACGCCGCUGACACGCUUCCUCUCCAGCUUCACGGAUCUCGGCGGACUGUUCAACCCCCCUGUGGCUGAACUCACGUCGGCCAUCUUGGACACACCCCUGAAUGGUCUGGGCGUGGUCCCUCUGGCCGCCGACAUCGAGGGGUUGAAGGUGUCGCCCAGCUGCCAGGAUUCCCUGGACGCCGUGGUGGGCGCCUGUCGAGGGGACAUGGACGGCUGCACGGUGGUCCUCGUCUAUGGCGCCAAGAACGUGGGCAAGUCCACGUAUAUCCGCAUCCUCAUCAAUACUUUACUCAAUCAUACCACCAGUGUGGACUAUUUAGAAGCAGAUGUUGGUCAAACAGAAUUCACCCCAACCGGUUGCCUUUCUUUGCUGACCGUCACAGAGCCUCUACUAGGCCCCCCCUUCACACAUCAGUGUACUCCAGACCACAUGGUUUACUACGGCCAGUCGUCCUGCGAGUCAGACUUGGGUCGCUACCUGGAAAGCCUCAUGUCCUUGUGGAGGAAACGCCCCCCCAGCAAAGACACGCCCCUGGUCAUCAACACCAUGGGCUGGGUCAAAGGUUUGGGGCUGCAGCUGCUGGUGGAUUUGCUGCGCUUCCUCCCGGUGUCGCACGUCAUCCAGCUGUCUCACGGCGGCGCUCCGCAGUGCCCGGCGCUCACACCGGACUUCCUCAGGAUGGCCGAUGGCUUCCAGACGCACCCGCCGACCCAGACGGCGCUGGACGAGCUGACGGAGAGCCACGGCCCGCCGCGCAGCUACCUCCACAUGAGCGUCACGGCCGACUUCCAGGGCGCCGGCAGCCAAGGACGGACGAAGCUCCAGCGACCCAAUGAGCAGAGAGAUGUGUCACUGUUGGCUUACCUCAGUCAGCUGCAGUCUGCUGAUCCGGGACCAGUUAGACCUCUUCACUCCCUCACGCCAUACCAGGUGCCGCACACAGCCGUGGCGUUAGGCGUGAUCCACUUUGAGGUGGCGCCCAGCGACAUGCUGUACGCCGCCAACGCGGGCCUGGUGGGUCUCUGCUGCAUGGCUGAGAAGGUGACCAGCAACGGAGGUCCAGUCCUGCUAUCCCGGGCCCCCGUCUGCCCCUGUGUGGGCCUGGGUGUGCUGCGAGGUAUCGACAUGGCGCGAGGUCUCUACUUUGUCUUGACGCCGCUGGACCCCGCCCUCCUGUGCAAGGUCAACUGUCUCCUCCUGGGGGCCACGUCUUUGCCCUCCUGCAUCCUGACCACGCAGGGAGGUUUUCAGGGCGAUCCCCCUUACGUCACUUCCAACUACAGCUUCGACCUGACCGGAGCGGGAAAGCUGCGAGUCUUCAAGGGCCUGCAGAGACCGGGUCACACGGGGACGCACUGACGCUCCCAAGUCUGGAUUGUACAGGACUGAGGUUUUGGCUGUUUUGUACAGGCGGUACUCCCUAACUGAAAGUGUCAUUAAAAACAGAAACUUUGUUCUCUUCGACGUUUUAAAAAUAACUUUGGGUGGUAGGACACAUCUAGACUCUAGUACACGUUCCAGGGUGCAGCUAUGUUGAGUUGCCACAAGGGGGCAUCAUGGGUUCAAGUAUUACAACACGUUUGCUUGUUACGUCAUGCUAAGCCCCGCCCCCUCAGCAUGUCUCACGUUCUCUUGUCUUUGUUGUAGGAAAGUUUACAUUAGCCAUACUAAUGAACAUGCCAAUAAAUUACAUUUAUUUACUGCUA